UUAUAUUUAGCUAUCUAUUAUGACAUUUAGUACUACACAUUUUUGACAUUUACAGUUACAAAAAUAAACACGUUUCUUUAAUGAUUUGAAGACUCGCUUGCGAUUCAAGAGCAAAAACAAUGUCAUGAUUAUCAAAUUUUUAUUAUAUUUCAUAAUUUUGUAUCCAGAAAAUUGUUACGCAGAUGAAAAUGCGACAUAUGAUGAUGAUGAAUUUUUCCCAUAUCCAGAAUACUUUUAUGAAGAAGACGAUUUGAAAUUUGAUGAUAAGAUAUGGGUCCCUCGUGUAGUGGAUGGUGAACCGGCUAAAUUAGGAGAAAUUCCUUAUCAGGUAUCACUGAAAAAAUUAAAGAAAGAUGGACUUUAUAGAAGUUUUUGCGGUGCAUCGAUAAUUGGAGAAAAGAAGAUACUUACUGCUGCACAUUGCUUCUUGGGAAAUAAACGUUUGUCUGCAGUCUAUCUGUCAGGAACGAUUGAUAGAAAUACUCUAAGCGACAUUUACGCAGUAGCUGGUAAUCUAAUGAAUAAAGGUAAAUACAGUUUGGACAAUGAUUUCGGCCAGUGGAGAAGACUGUCAAGUGUGAGAUACUCCACAAAAUAUAAAAGGCCUAAACAUGACAUAGCAGUUGCUUAUUUAGAUGACCCCUUCAUAUAUAAUAAAUAUAUUGGUCCCAUUCCAAUUGCGACGAAAAAUCAAGAUUAUAACAGACUAUGCUUGGUUUCAGGGUACGGAAAGACAAGGAGUAACAAAAAGUAUUCAAGUGAAAUUCUUUUAAAAGCGUAUUUGGAAAUAAUGACUUCGUACAACUGUACUAAACUAUACCACUACAAUAUGGAAACGUUUAUAUGUACUGCUACACAGUUCGCAGAUACUGCAAGAGUUAGUUGGGUGAUUCUGGCGGGCCUUUAGUCUGUACCAACACGAGUGAUCCGAACGAAAGAGAUAUUGGAGUAUUAGUUGGCAUUGCCAGUUCAAACAGCCCAAAUCGAUCUUCUUUAUUCGUGAGAGUCUCUAAAUACUACAACUUUAUAACUAGAGAAACGGUACCAGUUAUUAGGUACAACAAAUACGGGCAACUGCGAUCUAGUUGUAUUGCUCACAAAUUUGACUUCUGUAUGCUAAUUUUGUUACCAUUUGUCACCAUUCAAAUGUCAGUGUUGAGUUAUCAAUUAUGCCAUUUGUUAUUUUACCUGGUCUAGAUGGAAUGGAACCCUAAUUGUUAAGAUAAUAACGUCAUUUUUCUUAACCUGAAUAAAUCUGAUUUACAGAUUCUAUAUUAUAUUUCCAGUUUAAUGAUUCAGUAAAUUCAGAAAGUCUUUUUAAUACUAUAUCAAUCUACAGCAAAAUGUUUUGUAUAGACUGUACAUAAUAGAAGAAUUUAAAAACA
Molecule: messenger RNA, 1385 nt
Organism: Spodoptera frugiperda (fall armyworm)
Lineage: Eukaryota; Metazoa; Arthropoda; Insecta; Lepidoptera; Noctuidae
Product: transmembrane protease serine 9-like
Exons: 6
Coding region: 125-907 (260 amino acids)
Biological process (GO): proteolysis
Molecular function (GO): serine-type endopeptidase activity
Source: RefSeq, a predicted model, not a curated record